Molecule: messenger RNA, 2346 nt
Organism: Hypomesus transpacificus
Lineage: Eukaryota; Metazoa; Chordata; Actinopteri; Osmeriformes; Osmeridae
Gene: mrps16
Product: mitochondrial ribosomal protein S16
Exons: 4
Coding region: 134-538 (134 amino acids)
Biological process (GO): mitochondrial translation
Cellular component (GO): ribosome; mitochondrial small ribosomal subunit
Molecular function (GO): structural constituent of ribosome
Source: RefSeq, a predicted model, not a curated record
GGAAACACUUCACGACACAUCCUGUUUAAAAAUGGCUGCGCCCUGAUAAAUGUGACUUGGGCUAAGCAAGUGCAUCAAUGUAAACGUUUUCUAACUGAAGUCAUUUUUUGAGCGCACAGGAAUAAAUCCCAACAUGGUUCAUCUAUCAUCUAUUUUACUGAAAAAGUACCACGGUGGACAUGUCGCAAUUAGGCUGGCACUGGCUGGGCACAAACAGGUUAACCGACCGUUUUACCGCAUCGUGGCUGCUUACAACAAGCGGGCACGUGACAGCAAGUACAUAGAACAGUUGGGCACUUACGACCCCCUUCCGAACAUAUAUAACGAGAAACUGGUCAGUUUCAACUUUGACAGAAUCAAGUACUGGAUUGGGUGUGGUGCACAUCCAUCAAAGCCUGUGGCGAAACUGCUUGGGCUGGCAGGGUUUUUCCCUCUGCACCCCAUGACCGUGACUGAGGCAGAGCGCCGCCUGGCCCAGGCCCAGCUCACAGAGACCACAGAUGCAGCUGAGGGAGCAGAAAAGCAGCUGGAGCUCUGAGAGUCAUGUGGAAGAUGUGCGACUGACUGACCAACCAUCAGGCAUUAGAAGGGGAUCAGGUACAUUAAGACAUUGAUGACUUAGCCUCCCCUGCAAACUUAGACUGACUGGCUUCUUAUAUCAGCAACACGGAAAACAAGAUAUCUCAUAUUCCAUCAGAAUUGGUUGUGUGAAUAACCACUGGCAAAUAUUUGUGUAAUGUACUGUUAUUUGGUUUUAUUAAACAAGCAAACUGAAAACAUGUAAUCGUACAGUAUGUUAAUUUCAGCAAUGUUUCAUUGGGAUAAAGGCAUCUGCAAAAUGAACAUAUUUUUUUUUAUUUGAUUUAUUUAAUAGAAUUGUAAUUUCCUUGUCAGAUCAACAAAUUAAGCUUAACAAAUCUCUCUUGAUCAGUUUCUGAAGAGAAUCCUUGUCAUGAUGAACACUUCAAAUUCAAAUCUGAUAACUUGCAGUUCAGUCUCCUAAAUGCCCGGUUUCUGAAGUAGUAUUUUUGUAUUGACAUAACAUAAAAGGUCAUCACAGAUAAAUUAUUAAACCUAUUGACUAAGCCAUGUUCGUCAAACACUGUUGAAUUAUGAGGGAGAAAGGAAUUUUAAGAGGAUGGUUUGACGGAAAUAUUUCCUUAUUGAGUCAUUUUCCUUAGUUUCACCACAUGUUGAAAUGCCUAUUCAUAAACUUAGACUUUGAACAUUGUGAACAUAAUAAAAUGUUAACAAAUCAACCAAUAUGUGUGUACAUAAAACAACGUAUUAGUGGUCUACCUGUUCAUAAGCAAUGCUCUUCAGAAAAUAAUGCAUUGAUUGUUGUAGCAGUCCUUUGCUUCUUUCUUUUUAUGUUUACUGUGGCAUGUACAUGUGUUAGAGGUUGAGACCUAUGUUUCAAAUCAGUUGGUAUCGUGAAACAAUACACCUAAUAACAGUUGCAUAGGAGGAGACCAACAAGAGGAAUGUGUGUGUGUGUGUUGGUGGGAGGGGGGGGGGGUUAUAUUGAAGGAAUCACAGAAAAAAAGUCAUAUUUAUAGUCAUAUCUUUAUGGGUCCCAUGGACAGGAAUUAACAUUUGUGUUGAUCAUAAUGAAUGUAGGGUUAUAUGAUUAACAUAUUUACCUUCAACAUGUGUGGCUGCUUUUACAUGUGUGGUCUCGCUUUUAAACAAGUACAAGUACAAAGUUCACGUCCAAAGUUUGUGAAUACAAAAAGUCAAUCCAUGUUUGAUCCUUAAACUCAUCCCAAUAUAAAUCUCGGUCCAACACGAGAAAGAGUACCAAGGAGAAGAAAAAGGUUUUAAGAGAGAAUGUAUUUUCUCUUUUUUCAAACUUGUGUUAAAGCAAACAUAGGUGGGGAGUUCUGUGUACUGAACAAAGUUUUUUAUUUCAUUUGUCCUCAUCUUACUUCCUUUAACUACUGUUGAUUGGUUAUCAGUUCAGAGUAAGUUGCUGUCAAAUGAUGGUGUGUUCUCCUCCUUGAGUACACUCACAAUAGCACUCUUACUCAAGGUUAUUAGCUACUCACUAUGCACCUUCAUGUUGUAUUAUUAGUAUGUAUUGUAAAUAUUUUGAUACUACCAAAAUAGAAUGUUAUUUGACUAUUGAGAGAUUGUUUGUGUUUGUGUGCUAAUGCUGUACCAUAAGUUGUAUGGUACAUGAUUGUAACAGCAAAGUAACAAUCAUGUUCAACAAGCUUUUUGACGUGAAUUGUGAGCUGGAUUAAAUCAGGCAGCGAUUUGUGUCAAUAUUCUUGUCACACAUAAAUCCUCCCUAUAUUUACACUGUAUAGAUGCUGUAAUUAAACACCAGGGUGUAUGCGGAUA